UCUCUCUCUCUCUCUUUGAUUUUGGGGGCUGCCCCCAUUUCCCCCUUCGCUGAUAGUUGGGAAGGCAUUAAAAAUCUGGUGGAUGGAUAGCUAUGCUAAAAGGCUGGGAAGGACCUUAUUGGUUUUUGUGCAUCAUGCUACUUACCUAUGGACCUGCACUAAUGGGAAGACGUCAGUGAAUCUUGUGUGAAUUUUAUGUUAACAGUGUAGAUCCUCUGGCCUUUGUGCCUUGUUAGGUCUAGGAAUCUGUUUUCCUUAAGCCAUGGUCACCUUCCUCACACUUAAUGUCAUAUAGGCUGUCAGAUGUGGCACAGGCAAAGUUGUCAUUGCAAAGGAAAAUAUUGAGAUGCUUUAAGUGAGCAUUGGAUUGUUCCUUGGGAAGAGAAGCUUGUAUUCAGCAUCUUUCCUGCAUGGCUGAAUUUUUAUUUUGUGGGCUGGUUUUAAUUCAGGCCAUUGUGUGAAGGAAGUUAUCUCACCUGACAUUAUGGCCCUGCCCUCCUGGCAGAGUGGCCAUUGCCUGGAUCCCUAUCUCUGCUUUAUGUGAAUGAGAAAACAUGGCAACUACCAUCAUGCUUAAUUUAAUCCUAAAAGUCGUUACGGAGAUUUUUGAAAUAUACAGCUUUCUUCGUUCAAUCUCUAUAUUCACAAAAUCAUAGAAUUAUUAGAGUUGGAAGGGACCACAAUUCCUUUUGCCUCAAGGGGCUGUUGGCUUGUCAUGUGAAAGGAAGACAUAUAGUGCAAUUUUAAAUGUGUUUACUGUACUCAAAAUUGAGGCCCUGUGGUUUCAUUGCCACUCACUUCCUGUUAUGUCUCUUCUUGUGAAAGGGAAAUUGUGAUUACUUAAACAUUACAGUAUUGUCUUUAGAUGUGUGAGUUUCACCAGAAACCAGGGUAUUUUCCUGAUGUUUUCAACCUUAUACCAAGCACCUCAUGUGAAAGUUUUUAAAGAUGCAAGAGUUACGUCAGCAGUAGGGAUCACCCAGUAGGAUGUGAUUUUAAACUAUGAUGGCACUUUCCAUGGGACCACUGCAUUUCUGCAAACCUGGAUGCGGUUUUAAACUAUAAUGGCAUUUUUCAUGGGACCACUACAUUUCUACAAAUUUGUGUACAUCGGUGCUCUGAUUUCUGCUGUGUGCAAUUUAAUUGAAACAUCUGCUGAACUCAAGUUGGAAAUGAAGGCAGAGGAUUUUGAGUACAUUUUAACAUGGGAAGCUGGAAAUAAUACAGGGACAGCCACAUGCUACAAUGUGAUGUAUAAAGAGAGAAGCUCAGUUUGUCCUUGGCUAUCAAAAUCAGCGGGAAGAAACCAGGUGCACGAUUCUUCUUUCAGUAAGUCCAAGUCCCAGCAAAAUGAGGCUCCAGUAUCUGGGGAACUGGCCGUUUGUCCAGCUGGUGCAUGGUCCAAAAGAGGCACAGACCGUUAUCCCAGACCGAAUAUGAAGAUUGUCGCAGAGUGUUCCAAUAUCACACGUUCAUUCUGUAACUUGACAAAAGAGUUUACAGAUCCCUGCAAGGCAUACAUAAUUGUAGUGGAUCAGGUCACAGAAAGUGGAGUACAUUAUUCAGCUAUUCAGUUCAGUCCAUAUGCUGACACCUGCCUAACACCACCCCAGUUCGAGAUUUCUGCUUGUCCAAGCUGCGCAAAUGUGACAGUGAAACUUUCAGCUUUGUUACUUCAUGUAUACCAAGAGCUUGAUUACACGGUCACAUUGAUAAGAGACAAUGUCAAGGAAAAGCGUGUUGUCAAUACAACCAGACAAGAGAGUUUCCACACUGUCAUUGGAGAUUUGAGUUUCAAUACAAAUUAUUGUAUUGCUGUUGAUGUGAAAACAAGUCUAAAUAAUCAGUGCGCUCCAUCUGUCCCCAAAUGCCUUAUCCUCAGCUCCAAUAAUAUAUCAGGUCAUAUUAUAUUACCAGCGUUAUUUGGCAUAUUAAUGUCGUUGGCAGUAGUACUCAUUCCAUUUGUCCUGUAUAAAACGGGUUUUAUUUGCUUAAGAUGGAGGAAAUGGCCAAGCGUCUUGAGCAUCAUGCCAAAAUUAGACUAUUCCCUUUUUAAAUCAGAACCAGAAGAAGUGCACACCGUUCAGGUCAGCCAAGAAAGUAAAAAAAAAGUAUGUGGCUACAAUUCCGAUGAAGAAGACAGUGAAAGCGUUGCUGGAAAUGAUGAUUUAUAUACUGCACGUGGUUUUUUGGGGCAGACUUCAAAGUCCUGCUCGCAGGAGGACAGUGCAGAGCCACCGUCCCUAGACUGCUCAUCCACUACAAGUAAAAUAGCUGACCCCCAGGAUGAUGAAACAGAAAAGCUUCUGCUCAUCGGCUGCUCAUCUGCUACAAGUGAAAUGCCUAGACCUGUAGAUGCUGAAGCAGAAAACCUUCAGAAUGAUAUUAGCAAAGAAGAAAGCCCAACAAUUCAAAUAUUUCAUCCUUCUCCUGAAGUGGACUCCGCUAAUGAGCCAGACCUGGAGUGCAGCAGCUGUUCCAACGUAAACUUAAAUACUGUGGUGCUAGGAAUAUCUGGCAAAAAUGUGAAUGCUUCUGCAACAUUAAGCCCUUUCGAAGAGGAUGCAUCAGACUCGAAAGAGUUGUGUGUUUCUGAUGCAUUUGAACUGAAACAUUUCACUGAUGCGCUAGAAAUGCAGAACUCUGACAUUCAUAACCUCUCUUGUUCCUGGCAAAAUUCUAAUGGGUCUGGAGAAAGUGAGUCAUCGGAUUCAGAAACGGACUGUGUUGGUGAAUACAUGAGCAGAUGAAUCAAAGAUGAAUCAAUGAAUGCUCAAGGUAGCAUUUUUCAGCUUCCAGUAAAACAAUGUAUUCCCAUGUCAUGGGACUGGGUGGGAUCUGCUGUCUAAUGCUAUCAGUAUUGUACAAGUACAUAUGAAAAUUAAGCGCUGUUCUGAAUUUCUGUAGCAUUAAUAUGGCAUGCUCUUCAGUGGUUUUUGGCAAGCCCAUGAACUAAUUGUCUUCCAAAAUAACAGAGACCUUGCCUGUCUUGAGAAUGAAUUUCUCUUGUUACAAUGAUCAACCAUUGCACUUGAUCAUCAAGUGUUCUUAGGCAUGAUACAACACUUUGCUGGUAAUUGUUCCAGAAUGGUUCUCCUGUUUUCCUGCCAGUGACCUUUUAGACCCCCAAGGUUCAUAGCCCUUUAUCUAUACCUCAGUUUAUUUUGUGAACCGGAAUGUUUACUGCCAUCACAUUUAAUAUCUGUCAACUCACACUUGGACAUGCACUUCAGUUGCCCUUUUUCACUGGUCCUAUUUGUACCCGUCUGUUUUUCUUUAUGAGGAUGAAGUAACUCUCACCCUUCCUUAUAUUAUUGGCAAGCUUUAAACCGGUUUUGUGUGAUCCUUUGCUUGACAAGGGCUCCAGCGAUGUGGUUAGAAAGGAGGCAAAAAGGUAUACUAUUGUCCUUGAACUCUUCCUGCCUGUCGUAGUGGAAUAAUCUUUUAUCAGUUUCUCAUUCAAGAGAAUCUGAUUGUAGCAAUGGUCUGGAAUGGAUGUUGCCAUCUUCAUAACACCCUUGAGUUGCAAGAAGUUUAAAACCAUUUAAUGUGAAGACAUUUCCCUCACCAUUUCUGUAAUCAAGACUACGGCCUUCUUCGUACUGUGCAAGAUCAUCAUGUUGAACACAGAAAUAACAGCUGGUGGAUGAUGAAUGUACUGGGCCCCUGCUAUAACCUUGUUGGGUCUAAAAAGCUUGUUGCAGCUACUCUGUGCAGGGGGAGAGGGAUUUUGAGCAGAGAUGUGUUUAGUCACCAUUUGUCCGCUCCACAUUGUCCCUGAAGUGGGCAGGAGCCACUGGCCUUAUUUCUGGUCAGGCAACUUCUGUAUAGCUUAGUGGUGGGCUCUCGAAUGCGAGCCUUUAGUGUGAUCAACCCAGUCCUACUCUGCCAAGAGAGAUUCAGUGAGUGCCUUCUGUGCCAACUUUUAAACGCCUGUUGAAAAUGUUUCUAUUCCACCUGGCCUGUGCAGGCAAUUGAAGAGUAUAUCCCCCACAAUGCUGUACUGACGGUUGUUUUUAAUUAUUUUUGCCUUAACUUGGUUUUAACUUUUUAUUGUUUUACUGUAUGGUUUUUUUAUAUUGUUGUAAACUGCUGUGAUUUUUUUAAUAAUACAGUGGUAUAUAAAUCAUUUUUAUAAAUAAAUAAGGCAAGAAGGCAUGGAGUGAAUAGCCAUGCCAUACACAGUUAGAGCAAAACAAAUGUAACUUUUGCUCAAGGGAUUUGUAUAGCAGCUCUCUAAACAGUUACUGUAAAGAUGUUCCAUGCAGAGGCACAGGAAGGGCUUAUUUUAAAACAGCUUGAACAUUAACUAUUACAGGAAAUGAAAACAACAUGGGGAAAAGCAUCCAGCUAAACCUGGCCUAAACUAUGCCAGUGUUUGGCAACUUCUGUUCCUGGAGUCUGGAUGCAUAGCAGCCUGUUAGCAUUUUUCUUUAUUUUAGCAUUCUUUGCAAGCUUUAUUUGCACGCGUUAUUUUAAAUGUACCCUCCCAACAUUUUGGGCAGUCAGAAAGGCAGGAGACUUCUUUUUCGCUUUCUCUUUUGUGUAAUUUCUUGGGACUUCUCCUACAAUAGUGUUUAGGUUUUAUUUUCCUCUUAGAUGUCAGGUUCUUGGACUGAACAGUGGACUUUUCUGUGAUCUUCUGAUCCUCCUUGUCAGAACAAACUAAAACUCUUUGACAACCCCAAACAGGACACAAAAUGGUUUAAACAGUUUCAUUCCUUCGCAGCAGGAAAGAGGAACACCCUUCCUUGCAAUGUUCUGUGUGAUUUCUGAGCAUUCUGAGAACAAUUGCCUGCUUCAUGGGAGCAGACCUGCUGUCCAGUACUUGAAAGAGCAGGUUGAAGGUCUUGCCAUAACUGGACUAAGGAAAAAUAAUGCCAGAAUAUUUUCUUACCCAGCGGAAGUUCUUGCAGUUACCUCAGUAUUAUAUGUAUUUUCUCUGUACCUAUUUUAAAGGAUUAAUAAUUUUGUAUGUCUUGAAGUAUCAUAACUGUACUCACUUUGCACAUAAGUUUUACUAAAGUAAUCUGAAAUUA
Podarcis muralis (Common wall lizard) is the source of this 5039-nucleotide messenger RNA. RefSeq names its product interferon alpha/beta receptor 2-like. Gene Ontology annotation, cellular component: plasma membrane. The record is from RefSeq and is a predicted model, not a curated record. Gene Ontology annotation, molecular function: protein binding; interleukin-22 receptor activity. Gene Ontology annotation, biological process: cytokine-mediated signaling pathway. NCBI's taxonomy places the organism in Eukaryota, Metazoa, Chordata, Lepidosauria, Squamata, Lacertidae.